Messenger RNA from Lepus europaeus (European hare), 6492 nucleotides. It is a transcript of the gene ENPP1, whose product is annotated as ectonucleotide pyrophosphatase/phosphodiesterase 1. Lineage: Eukaryota; Metazoa; Chordata; Mammalia; Lagomorpha; Leporidae. Gene Ontology annotation, cellular component: cell surface. The transcript has 25 exons. Bases 1 to 2781 code for a protein of 926 amino acids. Gene Ontology annotation, biological process: regulation of bone mineralization; nucleoside triphosphate catabolic process; immune response. The record is from RefSeq and is a predicted model, not a curated record. Gene Ontology annotation, molecular function: scavenger receptor activity; phosphodiesterase I activity; metal ion binding.
AUGGAGCGGGACGGCUGCGCUGGGGGCGGCAGCCAAGGCGGCGGCAAGGGCGGCCGCGGCCCCCGGGAGGGCCCGGCGGGGAACGGCCGCGACCCGAGCCACGGCCAAGCCUCCGAGGCGCCCGGGGACCCGCAGGCAGCCGCGUCCUUGCUGGCGCCCAUGGACCUGGGGGAGGAGCCGCUGGAGAAGGCGGCGGGCGCCCGGCCGGCCAAGGACCCCAACACCUAUAAAGUGCUCUCGCUGGUAUUAUCGGUAUGUGUGUUAACAACAAUUCUUGGUUGUAUAUUUGGGCUGAAACCAAGCUGUGCUAAAGAAGUUAAAAGUUGCAAAGGUCGCUGUUUUGAGAGAACUUUCGGGAACUGUCGCUGUGAUGUGGCCUGCGUUGACCUAGGAAACUGCUGCCUAGAUUACCAGGAGACGUGUAUAGAACCAGAACGCAUAUGGACUUGCAACAAAUUCAGGUGCGGUGAGAAAAGGUUGUCCAGAAGCCUGUGUGCCUGUUCGGACGACUGUAAGGAGCGCGGCGACUGCUGCAUCAACUACAGCGCUGUGUGUCAAGGCGAGAAAAGCUGGGUAGAAGAAACAUGUGAGAACAUAAACGAGCCUCAGUGUCCAGAAGGAUUUGAAAUGCCUCCUACACUAUUAUUUUCUUUGGAUGGAUUCAGAGCAGAAUAUUUACACACUUGGGGUGGACUUCUUCCUGUUAUUAGCAAACUAAAAAAAUGUGGAACAUAUGCAAAAAACAUGAGACCAGUAUACCCAACAAAGACCUUUCCCAAUCACUACAGCAUUGUCACAGGACUUUAUCCAGAAUCCCAUGGCAUAAUUGACAAUAAAAUGUAUGACCCCAAAAUGAAUGCUUCCUUUUCACUGAAAAGUAAAGAGAAAUUUAAUCCUGAGUGGUACAAAGGAGAGCCAAUUUGGCUCACAGCUAAGUAUCAAGGCCUGAGGUCUGGCACUUUCUUUUGGCCAGGAUCAGAUGUGAAAAUUAAUGGGAUUUUCCCAGACAUCUACAAAAUAUACAAUGGUUCAGUGCCAUUUGAAGAAAGAAUUUUAGCUAUUCUUCAGUGGUUACGGCUUCCUAAAGAUGAAAGACCACACUUUUACACUCUGUAUUUAGAAGAACCAGAUUCUUCAGGUCAUUCAUAUGGACCAGUCAGCAGUGAAGUCAUCAGGGCCUUGCAGAGAGUGGACAACAUGGUGGGCAUGCUGAUGGAUGGCCUGAAAGAGCUGCACUUGCAUCAGUGUCUGAACCUCAUCCUCAUUUCAGAUCAUGGCAUGGAACAAGGCAGUUGUAAGAAGUAUAUAUAUCUGAAUAAAUAUUUGGGAGAUACUAAAAAUAUUAAAGUUAUCUAUGGACCUGCAGCCCGAUUGAGACCCUCUGAUGUUCCUGAAAAAUACUAUUCAUUUAAUUAUGAAAACAUUGCCAGAAAUCUUUCUUGCAGGGAACCAAACCAGCACUUCAAACCUUACCUUAAACAUUUCUUACCUAAGCGUUUACAUUUUGCAAAAAGUGACAGAAUUGAGCCCUUGACAUUCUAUUUGGACCCUCAGUGGCAGCUGGCACUGAGUCCCUCAGAAAGGAAAUACUGUGGAAGUGGAUUUCAUGGCUCUGACAAUGUGUUUUCAAAUAUGCAAGCCCUCUUUAUUGGAUACGGACCUGGAUUCCAGCACGGCAUUGAAGUUGACUCCUUUGAAAACAUUGAAGUCUACAACUUAAUGUGUGAUUUACUGAAUUUGACACCAGCCCCUAAUAAUGGAACACAUGGAAGUCUUAAUCACCUUCUCAAGAAUCCUAUUUACACCCCCAAGCAUCCUAAAGAAGUGCAGCCCUUGGUACAGUGCCCCUUUGCAGGAUCGCCCAGAGAUAGCCUUGGCUGCUCCUGCAACCCCUCGAUUUUGCCCAUUGUGGAUUUUCAGACACAGUUUAAUCUGACCAUGGCAGAAGAGAAGAACAUUAACCGUGCGAGUUUACCCUACGGCAGACCUAGACUUCUCCAGAAAAAAAGCAGUGUCUGUCUGCUCUACCAGCACCAGUUUGUGAGUGGAUACAGCCAUGACGUCCUCAUGCCCCUUUGGACCUCCUAUACCGUCGACAGAAAUGACAGUUUCUCUACGGAAGACUUUUCUAAUUGUCUCUACCAGGACCUUCGGAUUUCUUUUAGUCCCAUCCAUAACUGUUCGUUUUAUAAAAAUAAUGCUAAAUUGAGUUACGGGUUCCUCUCCCCACCACAACUAAGUAAGGAUUCAAGUCAAAUCUAUUCUGAAGCUUUGCUUACCUCUAAUAUCGUCCCAAUGUACCAGAGUUUUCAAGUGAUCUGGCGCUACUUUCACGACACCCUGCUGCAGAGGUAUGCUGAGGAAAGGAACAGUGUCAAUGUCGUCAGUGGUCCUGUGUUUGACUCUGAUUAUGAUGGACGUUACGAUUCCUCGGAGGCUCUGAAGCGAAACAGAAGAGUAAUUCGUAAUCAAGAAAUUCUAAUUCCAACUCACUUCUUUAUUGUGAUAACAAGUUGUAAAAACACAUCCCAGACUCCCUUGCAGUGUGACAACUUGGAUCCCUUAGCUUUCAUCUUGCCCCAUAGGUCCGAUAACAGUGAGAGCUGUGUGCACGAGAAGCGUGAAUCUUCAUGGAUUGAAGAGUUGUUAAUGAUGCACAGAGCUCGGAUCACGGAUGUUGAACACAUCACUGGACUCAGCUUCUAUCAAGAAAGGAAAGAGCCAGUUUCAGACAUUUUAAAACUGAAAACACAUUUGCCAACCAUCAGCCAAGAAGACUGAUAUUUUUUACUCCAAAAACAUACCGUAAAUCAUUUUGAGAGAACCUUAUGUUUUAUACAGUCCUCUGUCCACACUAUUGUAUUGCUCGGACACUGUCACCAGAGUUAGAACCGGGAGCCCUCUGUGAUACGACAUCUCAGGGAAACUUGUGACUCAACACAGCAGUAGGAGAAUGUUGCUAUGGAGUCUCACACAUGUUUGAAUGUGUAAGAAUUGUAAGCAUCGUUCAAGUUCUGGGGAAUAAAAAGAGACCAUACCUAAAAUUCUUCUACUUCUCGUAAGGAAGAAGUAGCCAUGAACAUCAUCUGGACACCAGAUAUUUGAAUAUAUGCCUUGUGGUAUUGAAAAUCACUAGGCUAAUUAAUAGAAUUCAAAUAGUUUAUGUUGGUUAGUAUCUUUGCAAGAAAAUGGCUCUGAAUUCACUUAUUUUAGUUUUGAUAAUUACAAAAAAGAACAAGAAGAAAGAAAGUUAAUGGAAAUCUAAAUAUUUGAGAUUUUUUUUACCUUCUCUAUAUAUUCUCUCUAAACUAACUUAUUAAUUCCAUGUAACAUUUUUAAAAUUGUGAUUGGAUUUCUCCAGAUUUAAAGCUCUGACAAGUUAAAUUUGAGGAGACUGUGAGUUGAAUGUAUCUAUUUAGCAUAAAAUUUUAGUCCAUAUUUGCACAAAAAGAGAAGUAUUUCCAUCCUGCUUAAUGGUAUUUAAUAUAGAUUGAAAAUAUCUCUAAUCCAGAUUUUUUUAGACAGGUAAAAUUGUGUCAGAGAAACUUGUCAGCACAUACAAAGUGGAAAUUUUCAUUGAGAUGCUUGAAAUGUUUUUCCUCUGUGCAUAAAACGACCCCACCAGCAGCAGAGCUAUACUGAGCUGAGGUACUCAUUUUGGAGUCCCAUAAAGUUGAAGAGAUCAUGCUACUGACCACUUAUCUUCUCCACGAACAUGACAAGCAACACAAGCUUGAUUUCCCUGUUGCAUUUAGUGUAUCCUUUCAUUCCAGCCUUGAACCUUCAAAGACCACAUUAAUUUUCAGAUUAUCUGGGUCCAAUAUAGGUAUUAGUACACCCAAGGUGUUUUUUUUUUUUUUUUUUUUUUUUUUUUUUUUAAAUGUCCUUCUUAUGAUAAACCUGAUUCAGCAGCCUAGGGACCAACCACAAAGACUUUUAGAUAAUACAGUUUACAUCCUAACCUGGAACAUUUCAUUGGUUUUGUUUUUUAGUUCCACAGUGUCCUGAGGCUGUGAGACUUCCAGUCAAUUUUCCCUCUGUUGUUCAGAUUGGGUGAUGUAUACUGUUCUGUCUUCACGUUUAAUGAUUGUUUCCUCUAGUUCAUUCUGCUGUUGAGCCCAUCCAUUGAUUUUUGUAUUUUAGUUAUUAUUGCUUUUAUUUCUAGGAUUUCUGUUUGGCUCCUUUUCAUAUGUUCUGUUUACUCAGAGUUUCUGUCUCUUUGCCAAGACUUUCUGUUUCUUUGCUGAGACUUUCCAUGUUUUCAUGUGUUUCAAGUGUGCUUGCAAUUCCUUGUUGAAGCAUUUUUAUGAUGGCUCUUGUAAAACCCUGAUAGAUAAUUUCAACUUGUGUAUCAUCUCAGUGUUUGCAUCUACACCUUGUCUUUUUUCAUUCAAAAACAUUUUCCUACUUCGUAUGAUGAGAAAUUUUUAUUUGAAUCCUGGAUAUUUUCAGUAUUGUGAGAUUAUGGAUUUUAUAUAAAUAUGCUAUUGCUGACUUUCUCUGAUAGCAUGGUAAGAGGGAUUUUAGAGAGUGACUGCCUCAUGACUACCAAGUGUCCAAGUUCCCUACUAGUCUUGAGAUAAGAAGGGGCCUUGUUGCUGCUCAGCUCAGUAGGGAUUCUUCUCCCCAUUAGGCUUCUGUUGAUGCCUCCGUGAUUGGGAUUUAUAUAUGUGGCAUCUUGUUAAUACUCUCACGUGAACUCUACUGAUGCUAUGGGGGGGGGGGGGCGCAAGAAGGACUUCAUUAUCACAGGUGGGGAUGGAAUUCCUGCUUCUCUACCCAGCCUUCGCUGACAUCACCCUGUCAGGGACCCCUGUUUACAGCCUGGCAAGGUUGGAAGUCUAGGCUCUGCACUCAGCCUUUGCUGGUGUGUGUGGGGCCACUUCUAUUUCGUGGUGUUUGGUUGGAGUAGAGAGUAUUUGUUUGGCCUUGCUAUGCUGCUCCUUUUCUGGUCCUUUUACUGGAGAGAGCAGGCCUGUCUUAGGCUUUUAUUUUUCUUGCCUGCACGUGUUGGUGUUUCUAGAUGGCAGACUUCUUCAGCUCUAUGUCUGAGAUAUAUGAGCUGGAAAGAAUCUCAGGGAACUCAUCACAGGGUUGUUCCUUGUGUCUCCAGGUUCCUAAUCUGUCUUUUGUCUUCUGUCCAUUGUUUGGAAUCUUCCUAUGUUGGUUUAGUUUAUAAUAUCCAAUCUUUUUGUCUUCACAAAGCAGAAAGAUAUCUGUUCCAUCUUUGGAGAGCUAUCUCACUGAUUUUUAUAUAGCCAUACAAAACAUUGUUGACUCAAAGCAUAUUAGCAGAGCUUAAUGAAAUGAGUAGAUGCCCAUUCCCUACAGAGAAGAACAAGUUACAAUCCUUACAGUAAAAAGAGGCAGCAGAAAUGUAAACAAUCCCUGAAGAGUGGUACUUGCUAGAGUGAGGCCGUGAGAGGGGAGACACGGAGGGUAUCCAUACCCACUUGUCAGCUUUUGGGCUAAGACUUGGAGGGUGAAUUUGGAGAUCUCCCGUUGAACAAGGUAAAGAAGAGACAUUCUAAUAUUCCUGAGAUGCAUUUUUUUUUUGCAUUUUUUCCCAUUAUAACUGCUUCCAACAUUUUCCCCAAAUGUCACUGUGACCACCUUAUUAUAAUGCACAACCACUGCACUUUCUUGCUUUGUUGUAAUAACCUGUUGUUAAAGGAAAUGUCAGAUUGACAUUCGUUACACUGACUCUUUCAGGAAAGAGCAUCAAAAUCUGCUUCUAUUUGACUUUUUUCAUUGCUCUUAAACAGUAUUCCUUUUUUCCUUUUCCUGUCUUGAGAGAGACCUCUGCUUUUGCCACUUCAUGAUUUUAAAACAUGUGACUGAUAUCCAAAUUGCAUGUAAAUUGACACGACCAUUCAGUGUUUCCUUGAUAUCUGCAGGUAACGUUUCACAGCUCCCCAUGAAUACCAGGAAUCCAAUGAUGUUCGAGUCUUUUAUAUAAAAUGGUGUAUUUAAUGGCCCAGUUCCACUGUAAUAGAACCCAUGAAUGGAAGCUGUCUCUCUGCCUCUGUCUCUCUGCUUUUCAUGUGAAUGUAAAUAAACAGGACUGUGAGGCCGAUGGCAGUGGCUAGGUUCUGUAUGAAGAAAUAAGAUAGGUAUGGAGCAGAGACCACCCCUUUUUCUGGGCCAGAUUAUUUCCAGACACACAACAACCCCUCCCCCCUUGACUUUUUUAUUUUUAGCCAUAAUAUCCUUCCUGCCCUAUACUAUGAAAGUGCCCUUAUCUGUCAGAGAAACUGGCAGUUGAACUUUGAAACUGAAUGUGUUGGCUACACCUCCUGCUGAGGGCUUGUCACAUAGGUGAAUGUGCUCAUCAGCAUCUGGUAAACUUUACCCUGGCUGCGGUCUCAGGACAUUUUCCCCUGGUUUUUGGCCAAUCUAAAUAUCGUAAGAGAGCAAAAGAAAUUCCUCUACAGAAUAUAGGUGUCUCUAAGCUGAGCAGUGUGGAUUUACAAAUAAAACAUAUAUAGAGAA